CCGCCUUAUCGGGAAAUAUGUCAAUGCCAAACUGUAGUGUACAAUGUUACAAUAGCCAGCAUUACUAUCAUGUAAUGUUCAGAUAAAGGCUAGCAGAAGAAAUAGUGGACGUGAACUGCCGUCCAGUGUAUUUUGUAUAGACCAAGAUUGUCCACUCCGUCCUCUUUCUGUGGGGUCACACAACCAGUAAAAUGUUGGCCCCUAUCUUGGUGACCCUGAUAUUUACAUUAAAUCCAAACGUUGCUUUGGGAGACCAGUUACAGAUCAACAAUGCAUGGAGUGGUGGUUUCCAUGGCAGUUUCACGGUCCACGCAGAUCAUCCAAUCAUUGGCUGGACAGCUCACCUGUCCUUUAGUAAAGCGGUACAGAGCCUUCAGAUUUUCAAAGCAAUAGUCUUAUCGUCGAGCAACGAUAAUCGUGACUAUGUCGUUCAGAAUGUUCGAUGGGACGGAAAUAUUACAGCACACGGUUCCCUGACUGUGGACUUCACCGGCAUAAUUGUGGGUGAUCAGCCACCGACCGGAACCGUCACGAUAACGGAAGUAACAUUGGGAGGAAGUCACGUGACAACUCAAGCUACAAUAACACCCACAACACAGCACUCCUCUAACCAGAGUGUACACGCCCUCAAUACGAAAUACGAUUACGCAGAAGCGAUGCGUUUGUCCAUACUAUUUUAUGCUGCGCAAAGAUCUGGCAAACUUCCGGCUAAUAACCCCAUCCCUUGGAGAGGUGACUCCGCACUCCAAGAUGGACAUGAUGUACACACGGAUCUAACUGGUGGAUGGUAUGAUGCUGGCGACCUGAUUAAGUUUAAUUUCCCGAUGGCGUCCACCACCACUCUACUGGUGUGGGGUCUCAUCCGAUGGCCGGACGCCUACCAGGCCGCCGGACAACUGGACAAUAUGUAUGACAGCGUCAAAUGGCCACUAGAUUACUUCCUCAAGUGUUGGAAGCCAAAUACCAACACGUUGUACGUACAGUGUGGUAAUGGACUGGCAGGACAUGAUUACUGGGGCAGGCCGGAAGACAUGAAUCCAAACAGACCGACGUACAAAGUCAAUGCGCAUCAUCCCGGAAGUGAUGUAGCUGGCGAGACAGCGGCUGCAAUGGCGGCGGGAUCGAUUGCAUUCCAAGCAAAAGACACUGCCUACUCCAGGGAGCUGCUGACAGCCAGUCAAUCCCUGUACUCAUUCGCCAAGGCUCACAAGGGGAAGUACUCCGACAGUGUCCCGGAUGCCGACGACUUUUAUGCAUCCAGUGGUUAUGAGGAUGAGCUGUGUACUGCGGCGGCGUGGCUCUACAAGGCCACCAAUGAGACACACUAUCUGGCCGACGCUAAACAGUUCUACGACUCGGAUACAGCGUAUGGUCUCUCCUGGGACGAUAAGCAAAUAUCAUGUCAAAUCCUACUGUGGGAGCUUACCGGUGAAACCCAAUACAAGACCAGCGUGAAACACUUCCUUCACAGUUACAUGCCAGGCGGGAGUGUCCCCUACACUCCCUGUGGUCUUGUCUUCAGGGCAAAGUGGGGCUCUUUAGCAUUUGCAGCAAAUGCCGCCUUUGUGGCCCUGAUGGCUGCCGAAGAUGGGAUCGGUGGGGACAACUACAAGACAUGGGCCCUGUCUCAGAUAGACUACGCCCUCGGAGAAAACAAUCAUAACUUCAGCUACGAGAUCGGCUUCGGAUCACAUUACCCUGUUAAACCUCACCACGUGGGAAGUUCAUGCCCAAGCCCUCCAGCUACAUGUGACUGGGAUGCCUUUGAUUCACAUGCGCAAAAUCCGCACAUCCUUUAUGGCGCCCUAGUGGGUGGACCGGGUCGCCAUGACGACUACACGGAUGACCGAAAGGACUAUGUCAAGAACGAAGUUGCAUGUGAUUAUAACAGUGGAUUUCAAUCAGCAUUAGCAGGGUUGGUGCACUUUGCGCUCCAUCACGAUCUGCCAUCGGCCCCAACUCUUAGAUGCAGCAAUCAUAAAAGACAUCACCGUUGAUAGGAAGGCUGUCACAGACCAGAGAUAAAGCAUCGCCAAUCCACAACCUCUGUCAUUUUGCUAGCACAAUUAACUCAUUAUUUCACCAGAGGUCAGACAAAAAUAAAGAUUUCUCGUCUCGU
Pecten maximus is the source of this 2119-nucleotide messenger RNA. Its product is annotated as endoglucanase E-4-like. Gene Ontology annotation, molecular function: polysaccharide binding; hydrolase activity, hydrolyzing O-glycosyl compounds. The coding region runs from base 192 to 1997 and encodes 601 amino acids. Gene Ontology annotation, biological process: carbohydrate metabolic process. Lineage: Eukaryota; Metazoa; Mollusca; Bivalvia; Pectinida; Pectinidae. The record is from RefSeq and is a predicted model, not a curated record. The transcript has 12 exons.